Molecule: messenger RNA, 2168 nt
Organism: Wyeomyia smithii (pitcher-plant mosquito)
Lineage: Eukaryota; Metazoa; Arthropoda; Insecta; Diptera; Culicidae
Product: fibrinogen-like protein A
Exons: 3
Coding region: 108-1235 (375 amino acids)
Source: RefSeq, a predicted model, not a curated record
UUGGUUUCUCUAAAUUUCAUCCGCCUUUGUACCUUUUUCCGAUUCAAUUCGAUAAUUCAUUACUAUGUCAAAAAUGCCCCACCUUGAAGCACGGCCGCUAGUAUCAAAUGUGCUCCGAAACAGAAAACAUGUGCUGUAUCUGGUCAACUCUCUUUGCUGCAUUUUUCGUUGUCUACAACAUUCCGUUAGCAGCCGGACAAUCUACAGAUAAGUUUACUGACAUUGAACUAGGUCUUGACUAUCAGAAGUUGCUAGCGAAAUUAGAAAUUUUAGACACAAAAAUCAGUCGAGUGGAAACGGCAUCUAAAGAACAAUUCUCUCUGCUGGAAUCGAAGCUAGAUAAAAUUUUCAAGCAAGCUGAAACUAUAGGCUGGUCAGUGCAGUCAGUGCAGAAGGACGUCGAAUAUGUUCAAAAGGAAAUCCAACAUUUCAAAAACUAUUCACGCGAACAGCUAAACUCGUUGAAUAGCAGUACUACGAUAAUUCAUUCAAUACUGAUGGAAGGUCGCCAGCAGAAAGGUGAAUCAUAUCCUGUAAAAGAAGAGUCACCGUUGCGUAGAGAGGCUCCAUACGGUAACAUAGCAUAUGACAGUUGUGAUGUGACAGCAAAAAAUAGUUCUAAAAUUGUGGAUCUAUUACCAGAACCAGGAUUUGGUUCAAUUUUUUCGGUACUUUGCGAUCAAGAGUAUGAGCAAGGAGGGUGGAUAGUAGUUCAAAAUCGUUUCAACGGUUCAGUGGAUUUCUAUCGCGGGUGGAAAGAAUACCGCAACGGCUUUGGAAAUUUAAAUGGAGAAUUUUGGCUUGGCUUAGAUAAGCUGCAUUCUUUAACAUAUGCUGCUCCUUAUGAACUGCAUGUGUUGUUGGAAGAUUUUGAAAACAAAACAGUAGUCGCCAAAUACUCCAGAUUUGCAAUUGGAAAUGAAAAUGAAUCCUAUGCUUUAACAAAAUUAGGUGAAUACAGUGGAAACGCAGGCGAUGGAUUGAACUAUCAUCGGGAUGCUAGGUUCUCCACAAUGGAUAUGAACCAUGACUUACCGGGGAAUAACGGAGCGAUCGACUGGACCGGAGGGUGGUGGUAUCGGCGAGGCCAUCAUAGCAAUCUGAAUGGACAGUAUUUAAAAGGAGCCGUCGAUAAUACUAAAUACCACGGAAAAGGCAUGACAUGGAACCCGUUUCGCGGAUACGACUAUUCUUUGAAGGGAUCACGUAUGAUGAUCAAACGAAUCAUACAGUAAAGGGCUGUUUCUGUUGUGUUUCAAGCUACAAAAUUUCCAGUUAGAAAACAUUUAUAAAGUUAUACACAUUAUACAAUAAUUCAAUGUAAUUAAUCAUAUUUAAAAUUUGCACGAAAAAUUAAAUUUGAAGUUACUGUUCUAAUAGUUACAGUUCAGCAACGAGCUUCAGUUUUUCGGUAUGUUUAUAUAAUAACAUAUUUCAGUUUCGCCGAGUUGCUCGCCUCAAAAUGGAAACAGAAUAAUUGAAUUUUUUUUUAAACAUACGUUGAAUUUGUUUGGCACAUAACAUUGAUUUUUAAAUUAUCUGGUGUAAUUAGAAACCUUUCAUUCAGACUCAAUUGUAAAACAAUGUGACUGUCAUUGCUCAAAUAAAUAUUCUAAAAGUGUAACGCAAUCACAAUACAAAUUGACUGUACACGUGAUCGAAAACAGAAAGUGAAAACAAUUUGUCAGGGAUCAUAUUUAUAUGGGAGAAAUCUAAUAAUGUAGCCAGCAUCUAUCGAAAGUUGGCAUAAAACACUCUCAUUAGAGACAUUCCAUUCUCAAACAGCGGAAAUUACCAAUAGUGCAACAGUAAAUAUUUCUAAAUAGUCUCCUUUAAAGGCACAGAUACAUACAGCAUAUUUCACGAGAUCUAGGCAAUAACAUAAGCAGCCAACACUCUCAUUCGAUACACGUCAAAACAUACACGGUUCCCUUUUUCGGUAGCAAGCAUUAACCUACAUUUGUGUAGCCAAAACUAAGAGCCAACAUUGGCGAAUGGAAGACCGCUCCUCGAACAUCGAGCUUCAAUGAAUUGGAUGACAAGGGCAAUAUGUGAAGUUCAAGUUUUCGAAGGGCGCUUUUUUCAAGUGUAACAAAACUGAAAAAUUAGAUUAAAAUAUUUUACUUCAUUAAAUUAAAAUGUUUCGACUGAUUGAAAUUUUUACAUAA